Pisolithus orientalis is the source of this 924-nucleotide messenger RNA. Its product is annotated as P-loop containing nucleoside triphosphate hydrolase protein. Gene Ontology annotation, biological process: purine nucleotide metabolic process. Gene Ontology annotation, cellular component: cytosol. Bases 16 to 657 code for a protein of 213 amino acids. The record is from RefSeq and is a predicted model, not a curated record. Gene Ontology annotation, molecular function: GMP kinase activity. NCBI's taxonomy places the organism in Eukaryota, Fungi, Basidiomycota, Agaricomycetes, Boletales, Pisolithaceae. The transcript has 3 exons.
UGUCACGCUCAUAACAUGUCACGCUUUCACCAGCUCAUUCAACGGGCAUCGACCAUGACAGCGACGACACCGCUCGUCGUAUUUGGACCCUCGGGAGUGGGGAAGGGUACACUCAUAAAGCGUCUCUUCGCAGACUACCCAGACAAGUUUGCUUUUAGCGUAUCUCAUACCACGCGUGCACCGCGUCCAGGCGAGACAGAUGGAAAGGAAUACCACUUUGUUACCCAGGAUACAUUCAAGUCUCUCUUAAGCGAGAACGCCUUCAUCGAGCAUGCACAGUUCUCCGGCAAUUUCUACGGUACUAGUGUCCGGGCUAUCGAGGCCGUGCAAUCAACUGGAAGACGUUGCAUCCUCGAUAUCGAGUCUCAGGGGGUCAGACAAGUCAAGGAAACCGAUUUACACCCCGUCUACGUAUUCAUCUCUCCUCCAUCGAUGGGAGUGCUGCGAGAACGUCUGCGUGGUCGCGCGACAGAUUCAGAAGAAGCCAUCCAAAAGCGGCUCGCUACUGCCAUCGUGGAGAUCUCGUACGCGCGAGAGGAGGGAGCAUGCGACUACAUCAUUGUCAAUGAUGAUCUCGACACCGCAUACAACAAGUUUAGAGACGUGGCAUUGGGGAACCCGAUACAGGGAGACACCUUACCCCCGCUAGACGAUUGAAAUCCUAAAAAAAGAGCUGAUAAAUAGCUGUACCGGUGGAUGAGGAGACAUUCUGCAGGAUUAGAUGUGGAUGAAGUAUAUAGCCUUGAUAUAUAAAUACCAGUCCAUUGGAAAAAGUACAUUUCCAGAUUUACAUCCGGAAUCUGAGAUAUGCCAUCAGCAGUGCAGAGCAGCCGGUCACUGUAGACGGCAACGGCGUCAGUAGCCGCCUAUUGCGGGGACAUAGUAACAUACCGAACCCGACCAAGUACUGGAGCGUGGUCGCCU